Messenger RNA from Octodon degus (degu), 4894 nucleotides. RefSeq names its product cell division cycle 14B (gene Cdc14b). Gene Ontology annotation, biological process: cilium assembly; protein dephosphorylation; regulation of exit from mitosis. Bases 188 to 1648 code for a protein of 486 amino acids. Gene Ontology annotation, cellular component: spindle pole; nucleolus; centrosome. Gene Ontology annotation, molecular function: protein serine/threonine phosphatase activity; protein tyrosine/serine/threonine phosphatase activity. The record is from RefSeq and is a predicted model, not a curated record. The transcript has 14 exons. NCBI's taxonomy places the organism in Eukaryota, Metazoa, Chordata, Mammalia, Rodentia, Octodontidae.
CCUUUUUUGUGAAUGAAGCGCCGCAGUGCCUCGUCCUGGGGUCCCGGGCACAGCGACGCGUGGAAUUGGUCCGCGCCGCUCAGUCCGCAACAACCGCGGUCGCGGGGGCGGGGACGGCAGCGUCGUGCGUGUGGCGGGGCCGGCGCGGGCCAUGGUGGCGGCACCCUGACGCGCCGCCACCGCCUCCAUGAAGCGGAAGGGCGAGCUGCGGCCGGGAUGGGCCGCGCCCCCCUGCUCGCUGCGCUGCUCCGCUGCCGCGCGCACGGGGAAGAGGAGCCGCCGCGCGGAGACCCGCGAAGACCUGUACCUGGACGUCACCGAUCGCCUUUGUUUUGCCAUUCUCUACAGCAGACCAAAGAGUGCAUCCAAUGAACAUUAUUUCAGCGUAGAUAAUGAACUUGAAUAUGAGAACUUCUACGCAGAUUUUGGACCACUGAAUUUGGCAAUGGUUUACAGAUACUGUUGCAAGAUAAAUAAGAAACUAAAGUCCAUUACAAUGAUGAGGAAGAAAAUUAUUCAUUUUACUGGCUGUGAUCAAAGAAAACAAGCUAAUGCUGCUUUCCUUAUUGGAUGCUACAUGGUUAUAUAUUUGGGGAGAACUCCAGAAGAAGCAUAUGGAAUAUUAAUCUUUGGAGAUACAUCCUAUAUUCCUUUCAGAGAUGCUGCCUAUGGAAGCUGUAGCUUCUACAUUACACUUCUUGACUGUUUUCAUGCAGUAAAGAAGGCAAUGCAGUAUGGCUUCUUUAAUUUCAACACAUUUAACCUUCAUGAAUAUGAACACUAUGAAAAAGCAGAAAAUGGAGAUUUAAAUUGGAUAAUACCAGACCAAUUUCUUGCCUUCUGUGGACCUCAUUCAAGAUCCAGACUUGAAAGUGGUUACCACCAACAUUGUCCAGAGACUUAUAUUCCAUAUUUUAAGAGUCACAAUGUUACUACCAUUAUUCGGCUGAAUAAAAGGAUGUAUGACGCUAAGCGCUUUACGGAUGCUGGUUUCGAUCACCACGAUCUUUUCUUUGCGGAUGGCAGCACUCCAACGGAAUCCAUUGUCAAAGAGUUCCUGGAUAUUUGUGAGAAUGCUGAGGGCGCCAUUGCAGUACAUUGUAAAGCUGGCCUUGGUCGGACUGGCACCCUGAUUUCCUGCUACCUCAUGAAGCACUACCGGAUGACGGCAGCCGAGAGCAUCGCCUGGGUCAGAAUCUGUAGGCCCGGCUCAGUGAUCGGGCCUCAGCAGCAGUUCCUGGUCAUCUGUAUUUUGCUGUUGCUUGAAUGCUCUAGGAAACAAGCAAGCCUCUGGCUGGAAGGUGACUGCUUUCGUCAGAAGCUAAGGGGGCAGGAGAAUGGACCACACAGAACUGCCUUCUCCAAACUCCUCUCAGGUGUCGAUGACAUUUCAAUAAACGGGGUUGAAAAUGAAGACAAGCAGGAACCUGAACUGUUCAGUGAUGACGAGGAAGUCAGUGGAGUCACGCAAGGCGAUAGACUUCGAGCCCUGAAAAGCAGAAGACAAUCAAAAGCACAUGCUAUCCCCCUCGCAUGCCCCCUAGCUGUGCUGGCCUCUGCGCUCGGUAGCGUUGCCAUGUGGUGGAUUGUGUGUGACUACAUCCUCCCCACCCUGCUCUUCUGUCUCGAUGGUUUCAGAGCCCAGUAGCCAUCAGGACCCUUGGCAGAUAGCUGCUGUUCCCUCCAUCUCAAGGACCAAAACAGUUUUGCGCUAAGUAGAAACCUGUGACCUGAACUGAAGAAAGAUUCUAGGAACAGAAAACUCCUGCAGGACUUAGCAGUUUAUUUAAGAACAAAACAGAAAUUGCAAAAGCCUUAGUUGCUUCCACCUAAGAAAUUUACUCACUGAAGAAAACGUCUGAUGGAGGCUCUGUAACUCCCCAGGUUUGGGGAUAAAAGAAGACUUGAAAGGCCCAGCUUGCCAUUUUUGCAGAAUUCUCAAGCCAAAUGAGGAAAUGAUGUUGUAAUUUAGUCUCAGGUUUAAAUACCACGGCCCCCUGCCGUCUGGAGAGCUGAUGUUGGUGGUCCACGUGUGUCCCCAAGGUGGCAGUUGUGUUUGCUGCUGCCCAUCAGAAGAGCCGAGGAUGUGAUGGAGGUUUCGUACGUAUUUAUUUUCUGUUCACCCUGUGAUUCUGUGUGGAUCUUUGUAAAGAUAAACCAGUCUUUUCAGGAAUGCUACUUCCUGUCAUCAGAUGCCGUUCGGGUUCCUCUUCUCUUUGCCCUUUGUGAUACUUUUGUCAUGUUUACUCUGUGAAGUACCCAAGCUGCUUGUCUUCUACCAAAGAGUGCUUUAUGAACAUGAAUCUGUGAAGCCCCCGUGAAAACACUGCUGCAUGCUGUCAUGCCAAAUGGUACUGUGCGCCCCUCAGACUUGCCAGAGAACAUUCAUAGAAGCUUUAGAAGACUCCAGCGGAGAAACUGGUUUCAGAGUUGAAGAUUCUUGCCAAGUCCUUUUUUUCUCACGGACUACAGAACAGCAAGGCUGUGUAUCUCUAGGUUGCCAGCCACACAAAGUCAAGUCAGAUUUCUUUCCUUGCAUAUGCAGGAGGUGCCCGCUGUUGAUUUUUACCCUUUAAAACCACAACCCCAAAUAAUGUUGGCUUUAAAAACAAAAAUGUUGUAACAUUUCAGAAUCUUCUGUAACACUGUGGAUUUUUGUUUUUCUCUUAUAAUCAGUGUAUGGCCAUUCAUGUAUUCAGAUUUCAGUAAUGAUUACUUGCUUUUGGAUUUUGGAUUGUAGUAAGAGAACUCACUGUUGCCUUUGGUUAGGGAAUCCAACUAGUAACUGCAGCGUGCCUUUUCCCCUACCCCCUCCUGAAACACAGCAGGGCUGUGAUGGAAGCAAUCAUAAAAUAGUUUUAUCUGCUGCUCAAAACAAAAACCAGGGCCCAUGAUUAAAGACUGUUUUGCAGAUCCCUUGCUCCUGCUGUCCAGGGCCGUCCUAGGAAGGCACAUCCCACUUCCUGGGAGCCAGGUCUGGUCCGUGCUUCUGGGACUGGAGCGUGGCAGAGGGCAGGGCUAUCCGGAGACCAGACGAAUGUAUUAGGGCUGGGGUCCUGCUGACUAGGCUACCCUUCUUGUAGUUGGAACACACUGAAGUGUGUUUACUCAAAAAGGAGUUAGAAGACGGUGGUUCCUCAUUUCACUGUUGUACCCUUGGGGUGAAGUGAGACACUGAGUGGCUUGGAGAGGGGCAGCUCUUUGGCCAGCAGGCCUAGUGAGUGGGAUUGCACCAGCAUCUAAACCUGGGGGCUGAAGCCCAGGACACAGUGGUUUUCUGUCCCUGGGAAUGAGUAGGCAUACGAGGAGCAUUCUCCUGUGCCAGGAGACAGAAUGUUCGUCCUGUGCCCGGAUGUAAAUCCUGGUUCUCAGCGCAUCCUUUGAGGCCUGCUGCUCCAUUCCUCAUCCAGGUGGGAUGCAGACCACACUGCCCUCGGAGCUGUGCAUGUCUUGGCUUUCUCUUAGGGCAGAGCAAGGAAACGUGCCCCGUCUCCCCCAUCUUGCUCCCUCCCUGUGAACAAGUGUGUGGGGUCUUGGCCAAGAGUGAAACCUUUGGGCCUCACUGCUGCUCGUAGUGCUUUUUUGUUUUAUGAAUCGCUUUGUGUUGGCUGCUCAAGUUUCCAGUAGCAUUGUUACGCCUGGGGCUCUCACUAACAAUCCCUGAUCCCCAUGUCUAACAAGCUCAUUGGAGUUAAUUGGUCCUUGUAUAGGCAGAAGAGCAGGAGCAGUGCAGCAGACAGGUUGUAUAGCAACAGUUAAAGUCUUUCCUGCUGUAAGAGCGGACUCCCCACUGGCCAGAACCAGGACUGCUCCGAGAGCUGGAGUGUGACUUAGGCCUGUUACAUGUGACCCUGUUGCCAUGGCGUAGAAAACAGUGCCUGUCAGAUGUCCAGCUUCCUUUGAUUUAGAGCCUUAAAUAGCAUUAAAGUCCACCCAAACCACUUCGGAUGGAAUUAAGAUUAGAAUUGAAUAUCCGUAGGUGCCCUUGAAGCUUUCUGGGGAUUCAGAUCAUCAAGAGUCAGAGAGUCAGUUGUAUGCCGAGUUUUCCAGGUCCAAACUUGAUCCUCUUUAACCCAGGCCUCCUCCCCACGAUCCGGGGAGUGGUGUCUGCUCUUGGGAGUCAGUGUUGUCUUAUAGAGGCCGAUUUGCCUGACCGGGUCUGAGAUUGUCUUGUGCCGCCUACCUUCCUGGGGCUUCCCCUUUGCCUGCAGCACCAGCCUUGAGAGAUGACCAAGGCUCCUACUGGGUGUUCUAAGAGCAGGUCAGCUGCCCCUUUUCAUAAUAUUUUUUAAAAAACUCUUACUGCACUUCAGAAAGGAGCACUCAUCAGCAACCACCUUAAACCAUCCUUUAUUUUUUGAGUAGUUCUCUUCCACUGAAAUGCCCUGGUGAGGUUAGUUGCUGCUCUUCCUUUUCUCCUAAAUCUGAGUAUUUUCCAUGUGGAUGGGUGGAAAUACUAUAGAUGUAUUUAAAAGACUAGACGAUUCGCCUAUACUGUGUAGGAAGUUACCUCCUUAACUACCCAGUGGAACUGUCAGCAGACUUGUUCAUGGGAUUAGAGUACUGCAGUUUUAUAUUAAUACUUGGUGGGCUUUUAUCUAAUGCGCACUCAUGUACAGAUUAUUAAGAGUUUUAAAAUAACUGAGUAAUCAGUAUUUGAUCAAUCGUUGUGUUGAUUUUUUUAUUAAAAUGUAUAUUUCUAAUCAUUUUUUAAAGCUGAGAGGUUGAAUGUUUAUUUUCAUGAAGGUAUUUUUAAGAUAAAGCUUCUUAAUGGCCUGUAAACUUUGCAUAUAUAUGUAGUUUGAUACAUACUGUUGCAAUUGAAAAUCUUGUGUAUUGUAACUGUUUUUAUACAAAAUGCUGAAUAGUGGCAAUUGUGUAAUUACAAUCGUAA